GCUCAGGCUCUGGUGCAGGGUCUGGAGGGAGAUCUCCUCGCGCUUGACUUGGACUGGCGACAGCGGGAGCUAGGGGAGACAGGGCGAGAGGCCGUCUGGGAUGUAGGUGUCGACGAGGUCCUGAGAGUCGAAUGCGUGAACUUGGCCUUGACAGGCAGCCACGAUGGAGGGGGGGAGGACAGGGAGGGACAAGAGGUUGAAACUGAGGUCCCUAGGGCAGCAGAGGCCGGCUUAUAUACAGAGGGAGAUAAGGGCAGGCUGUGCGCACUGGUCCGUGCACAGCAUGCUGAUGCGGCCCCGGGGGCC
Molecule: messenger RNA, 306 nt
Organism: Postia placenta MAD-698-R-SB12
Lineage: Eukaryota; Fungi; Basidiomycota; Agaricomycetes; Polyporales; Adustoporiaceae
Exons: 4
Source: RefSeq, a predicted model, not a curated record